Molecule: messenger RNA, 564 nt
Organism: Trypanosoma conorhini
Lineage: Eukaryota; Euglenozoa; Kinetoplastea; Trypanosomatida; Trypanosomatidae
Product: terbinafine resistance locus protein (yip1)
Exons: 1
Coding region: 1-564 (187 amino acids)
Biological process (GO): endoplasmic reticulum to Golgi vesicle-mediated transport
Cellular component (GO): membrane; trans-Golgi network
Source: RefSeq, a predicted model, not a curated record
AUGGCGCAGAACGCUGCCGAAACCGCCCCACUCUACUCCACCCUGGACGAGCCCAUCACGAGCACCAUCGUGCGCGACGCGGUUGCCAUUGGCCGCAAGAUGCUCAUCGUCCUUGCGCCACCGCUUGGGGCGGAGAAGGAGCUGCGCGACUGGGACUUGUGGGGGCCGUUGCUGCUUUGUCUGCUGCUCGCUAUCAUUCUUGCCGGCUCGGCGGCGACAAAUCAGGGCGGUCUCAUCUUCUCGGCGGUGUUUGUGCUUGUGUGGGUGGGUGCCGCUGUCGUGACACUCAACGCGAAGUUCCUUGGCAGCAAGGUAUCCUUCUUUCAGACGGUCUGUGUGAUGGGCUACUGUCUGGCACCGCUUUGCAUCGGCGCCUUUCUCGGCGUCGUCAUCCGCGUCUUCUGGAUGAUGAUGCUGAUCUCGUUCGUGGUCUGGCUCUGGUCCUGCUGGGCGGCCUUGCGCUUUUUCCGCGGCUCUGUCGCUCCCGAACGCGAGAUGCUUGUCGUGUACCCGGUAGCUCUCUUCUACUCCUUCAUGACAUGGAUGGUGCUCGUGGGCGUUUGA